Molecule: messenger RNA, 708 nt
Organism: Lactuca sativa (garden lettuce)
Lineage: Eukaryota; Viridiplantae; Streptophyta; Magnoliopsida; Asterales; Asteraceae
Product: cytoplasmic dynein 2 light intermediate chain
Source: RefSeq, a predicted model, not a curated record
UCAUCAAAAUUCUUAAGAAGUAUCAGAUUAUUACAAUUUCCUUUUCUUGCGUGUGAAUUGAAAAACCCUAUUCCGGAUGCCAUGGAAGGAUCCAAGCGAUCCAUCUUCCAACUUUGUAGACAGCUACAUACGUUAUCCAGACAUAGCCCUAGCGAUUCCUUCAAGAAAAGCAUUGCUGAAUUAGAGAAGGAUCGUCGUCGUCGGAACCCUAAGCGGAACCGGUUGUUUGUACAGACUCCCGAAUCGACGGCAUGGCUCGACACCGCUAGUAUGCCAGCUUUCGCCACCGUCGUAGGUAUCGCACUUUUCGCCAAGCUUCUCAUGAUGUAUGAUGAUUCAACAUCACAAGAAAGGAUAGAGAAGAAGAUACAGAAUGCUCCACCAGGUCAAGGCACUGUUAGGAUGCUUUCUCGAGAAGAAUGGGAAGAAUUUAGAGAAGUUCGACCAAGAACUCCAUUUGAAUCUAAACUUGCUCGACCUAAUGCACGAAUAAGAACAGGGGAGCCUCUACACAUGGAGGAUGUUAAGGAUUGGACAAUUGAUGUGUUGACAGAUGCUCUUACAAGGGCUGAAGAAUGUGUGAAACAGGGAUCAAAGUAGGGAAAAUUGAGCUUUUAAAUGGUGCUUAGAAAUGAAACCAGUUUACAUGUUUUGAUGUAAUAUACAAAACUGAUUAAUUGAGAAAUGGAUGUUGAUUAACUUUUGUUA